This is a messenger RNA of Myzus persicae (green peach aphid), 1083 nucleotides long. RefSeq lists its product as uncharacterized. NCBI's taxonomy places the organism in Eukaryota, Metazoa, Arthropoda, Insecta, Hemiptera, Aphididae. The coding region runs from base 26 to 1057 and encodes 343 amino acids. The record is from RefSeq and is a predicted model, not a curated record. The transcript is spliced from 5 exons.
UUAUAUAUUAUUAUUAAUUACAUGAAUGCAAUAUAUUUUAAUAAAAUAUUUAUAUUUUAUUGUAUGCAGGUAUUUAAGAUGCCAAAGAAGAAGAUACGGCUGUAUGGUAAAAGGCAAAAUGUUUACACAUGACGGAGCACAAAUUGAAAUAUCUCCAGGCGAUGACCACAAUCAUGAACCUGCACCUCGCCAUGCAUUAGGUGUUCGACAGUUUUUCAAUAGAUUGAGAGAGAGAGGCGUAGACGAAAAUAUUGCACCACACAUAAUUGUUGAUCAGGAAACUCAAAUGGAACCAGAAGCAGCAAUGGAGAUUGGACGACCCGCAGCUAUCCGUGCUAUAGCAAGAGCCAGGCGUCGUAAUAGUCCACCAGUACCUGAAUCAUUGAGCAAUUGGCCAAAUAUUUUGAGCUCGAUUGAAUGGAGUCAGAGACUAUUGUACGUCAACGGCGCACUAGAUCAAUUUUACCAAGGACCUUUGGAAGUGCUCAGAGAUGACGGUACCGUUCGUUUUGUUGGCAUCGCCUUUACAAAUGUAGCAUUUCUACAACGGAUGAAUGUACAUCUUCGGGCUGUUCGAACUGUGUGCAUGGACGGGACGUUUCAAGUUCGACCAAGACAACCUCCAGACAUUGAACAACUAUUUACCAUUCAAAUAGUUUUCAAUGAUGUGGCGAUACCAAUUGUUCAUGCACUUUUAAUUGACCGUCAGACAGAAUCAUACAGUCGAGUUCUGCAGUAUUUUAGGCAUGAUUUACAACUGAAUUUGAACUAUGACCAGCUUCAAAUCAUAUCAGAUUUUGAACAAGGGUUAAGAAAUGCCAUUGCCCGAGUACUUCCUGAAGCCAACAAUACUGGAUGUUGGUUUCAUUUUGUUCAAUGCAUUAUUCGUUACGUGAGGACCCACAACCUGGCAAGAAUUCUUAGAGCUAAUGAAAACGCAAGGAGAAUCUUACGCAUGCUCAUGGCUUUACCUCAUUUGCCGGCCAAUGAAAUUAGAUUCCACCGUGGUCUCUUUUCAAUUCAACUAGGGUUUGAUGUUGUACAAGAAUUGGGUUAGUUGUCUCAUACAAAUUCAUUGUUCUG